This is a messenger RNA of Juglans microcarpa x Juglans regia, 1598 nucleotides long. Its product is annotated as heat stress transcription factor B-4-like. Bases 224 to 1315 code for a protein of 363 amino acids. Gene Ontology annotation, cellular component: nucleus. Gene Ontology annotation, molecular function: DNA-binding transcription factor activity; RNA polymerase II cis-regulatory region sequence-specific DNA binding. Gene Ontology annotation, biological process: regulation of transcription by RNA polymerase II. NCBI's taxonomy places the organism in Eukaryota, Viridiplantae, Streptophyta, Magnoliopsida, Fagales, Juglandaceae. The record is from RefSeq and is a predicted model, not a curated record. The transcript has 2 exons.
AGUUAAACAACAACAGUUUAGAAAACAAAAAAACAGGAAAAAAACAACCGCAUUAUACAGUAGUACCACACCCCCUUCUCCUUCUCCUUCUCCAACAUUUUUAUCAAGAACAGUCUUACUCAUUCAGUACUCAACCCAUCUGUUUUCUUCUCCUCCAUCUCUGUCUUUCUCUCUCUCUGAUCUGCUUGUGUGGAAAAUUAAAGAGGUUGUUCUUGAGCUUUCGAUGGCUCUUAUGUUAGAUAAUUGUGAGGGAAUCUUACUCUCUUUAGACUCCCACAAAUCAGUCCCAGCUCCAUUCCUCACCAAAACCUACCAACUUGUAGACGAUCCCAACACAGACCACAUAGUUUCUUGGGGCGAAGAUGACACUACCUUUGUGGUUUGGCGGCCGCCUGAGUUCGCUCGCGACCUCCUCCCCAACUACUUCAAGCACAACAACUUCUCCAGUUUCGUCCGACAGCUCAAUACCUAUGGUUUUCGAAAGAUCGUACCAGACAGAUGGGAGUUUGCGAACGAGUUUUUCAAGAAAGGGGAGAAGCACUUGUUAUGCGAGAUCCAUAGAAGGAAAACUGCUCAGCCACAAGUAGCCCUCAACCAGCAUCAUCAUCAUCAACACCACCCGCAUUCUCCACUCGGCGUCAAUGUCCCUAGUUUCUUCCCCUUUCAAGGCCGAGUUAGCAUAUCCUCCUCCGAUUCGGACGAGCAAGCCAAUUGGUGCGACUCGCCCCCACUCUCUUCCCCAAGAGGAGGAAGCACCGCCGGAGUCUCAUUCGUUGGCGCUAACUACAACAGCACGGUGACGGCGCUCUCGGAGGACAAUGAAAGACUCAGACGAAGUAACUCUAUGCUAAUGUCUGAGCUCGCGCACAUGAGGAAGCUUUACAACGAUAUCAUAUAUUUUGUGCAAAAUCAUGUAAAGCCUGUGGCUCCAAGCAAUUCUUACCCUUCCUCUUUACAUCUUUGCAACCCACCCGCAGCAACGGCCACUCCAAUUACUACAAAUAGUCCAAUGGUGCAAAAGCCUUUGAACCAGAUUCUUGGGUACUAUCCGACUAACCCUAAGCAAGCCCCUUACAGUACCCAUGCUAUCAACUCUCCAAGCAGUACUACCUCAAAGAGUUCAGUGACGAUUCUUGAAGAACCCAACAGCAAUAGCUGCAAGACUAAGCUGUUUGGGGUGCCUCUUCAAUCGAAGAAAAGAUUGCACGCUGAGUAUGUUGCUAACCCAACGAACAUGGAAACUAGUAUUAAGGCUCGUUUAGUCUUGGAAAAGGAUGAUUUAGGCUUAAAUCUCAUGCCUCCUUCAGCAUGUUAGCUAGCUUCCUCGAAUCUAGGCUCUUUAUUCACUUUCUUUUCCUUUGUUUGAUUUAUUUGAUUUUUAAUUUUUUUGCUUAAUUUCGAGUCUGAAAGUCUGGAGAUAUUAAUAUUUGAUGAUAUGUGUGCGCGUGCGUGUGGGUGUUUGUGAGUGAGUUCGUGUAUAUAACUUUAGUGCCGGUAUUAUCUUUGUUCCCCCCCAACCAUAAAUGCAGGUGGGUUUUGGUUAGAGUGAAAGAUCAAAGAGAUCACCAAUGCCAUCUUUUUCUUUUGGGCAUUCUUCA